Messenger RNA from Phymastichus coffea, 2790 nucleotides. Its product is annotated as putative metabolite transport protein HI_1104. The record is from RefSeq and is a predicted model, not a curated record. The transcript has 10 exons. Gene Ontology annotation, molecular function: transmembrane transporter activity. Lineage: Eukaryota; Metazoa; Arthropoda; Insecta; Hymenoptera; Eulophidae. Gene Ontology annotation, biological process: transmembrane transport. The coding region runs from base 205 to 1725 and encodes 506 amino acids. Gene Ontology annotation, cellular component: membrane.
CCUCGAGUCACUCUGUGAGGGUCAGAGCGCGUGUUUUAUGUACCUCUAUAUAGGCGGUGCGAGAAAGAGAGAGUGAAAGCUCGCUCAGAUGAGCUAAACAAAGUGCCCUCCAGUGAACAUUUCUAUUGUUAGUUUUCCGACACUCGCCGCAGUUAUUGUUGUUGUUCUCUGGUCAGAGGAGAAGUUCAGUGGACCGCCUACAAAAUGUUGUCCAAGUGGAGGGAACAGAUAAAACUGUUUUACAAACCUUACGCAUUAAUUAUAGUAUCCCUGGGAUACGUCAUUGGAGAACUGGGUCACUAUCUGAUAGGUGUUACCAGCAAAGAAACAGCAAUUGAUUUGCACUACGGCGACAUAACGUGCCAAUUCAACUCUACAACUUUAGAACUAAUUGACCUGCCGGUUCAAUGCGAAACAGCGACUACCGAAGAAGUCUGCCAGGAUUUGGAAUUAAAUGGCACGCGCUACUGCGAGUGGAACUAUAAUGGCUUGGGACUGGACUAUCAGAUAUUGGCUGGGCCGAGCUUCAUCGCGGUAUUCACGAUAUUCGGCAUCAUCCUCGGUAUCGUCGCCGAUAGAUUCAACAGAGUCCGAAUGCUGGCUAUUUGCACACUCAUAUUUAGCAUUGCAAUUAUAUUGAUGGGCUCCGUCAAAGAGUACUGGCAGCUUGUCCUUCUUCGAAUGCUUGCCGCUGCCGGAGAAGCUGGUUGUAAUCCGCUGUCUACCGGUCUAUUAUCAGAUUGGUUCUCAGAGGAAAAGCGUGGUCUAGUCAUGUCGAUCUUUAAUUGGGGUAUUUAUGGUGGUUACGGUAUCGCCUUUCCAGUUGGGCGUUAUGUUCCUGAAAUAAAUGCAUGGGAUUUGGGCUGGAGAGUGUGCUACUACGGUGCUGGUAUUAUUGGUAUAAUCGUCGCCAUUCUGACUGGAUUCACACUCAAGGAACCAGAAAGAACCACAAUCGGUGAAGAAACUAAGCAUGACGGGAAAAAGCAGAAAUUGUGGUCAGUAAUAUUUCAGCCACGCAUCGUCAUGCUCUGCCUUGCAGCAAGUAUUCGGCAUUGCGGUGGUAUGUGCUUCGCGUACAAUUGUGAUCUCUUCUAUCGAGAGUACUUUCCUGAUUAUGACCUCGGAUGGUGGUUGUUUGCCGUAACCAUUGUCAUCGGCAGUAUUGGCGUCGUAGUCGGCGGUAUCGUCAGUGAUAAAUUUGUUGCGAAGAUGGGAAUUAGGUCACGUGUCGCCGUUCUUGCCAUUAGCCAGCUCAUUGCCACUCCCUUUGCCUUUGGCUCUGUCUACUUUACGCCCACGGGCGCUAUGAUUACUCUUGGCAUCUCUUACUUUUUCGCGGAAAUGUGGUUCGGCAUCGUGUUCGCCAUACUCGUGGAGAUCGUCCCACUGUCAAUGAGAUCGACAACAGUCGGUAUUUUCCUCUUCGUUAUGAACAACAUCGGUGGCAAUUUGCCUAUACUCGUCGAGCCUACUAGCAAGGCUAUAGGUUACCGUGAAUCUCUCUACAUCUACUACGCUGGAUUCUAUGCCAUUAGCUCGAUUAUGUUCCUAAUGACAAUGUUUCUAAUGCCUGGUGGUCCGGCGAAGCAAGCUGAUACCGCUAAAAAUGUGGAGGGGCAUGACAAUAGAAAUUACAUCGACGACGAAGGUAAAACAUCGACGCUUGAGCUACCGAGAUUACCUGCUAGAACGUCUCUUAGCUACGACAAUUCUCACUUGUAAUUACGCGUGUUCAAUCAGUUUGCAAACUAAAAACAAUUCGAAAACAGAAUAAGAUUCGAAGCCUAUUAAAAGUUUUUUAUCAAAUAAUUUCAAAUUUAGAAUUAAGAUAAAAAUUAUACUUUGUGAAAGAUAAGUGUGAUGUGACAUUUGCAAGAUUGGAUUUGGUAAUAUUUAUUUUUUUACGAGCAAGAUUAUAUCUGUAGGGGUAACUUACUCGAUGAGAACUGUGAUGAAUAGUUAUUUUUAAGUGUACACAUUUUUUUUAAAUUUGUAGUUUUUCGAGUUAAGAAAUACUUGUACCAUACAUUUUUCCGUAAAGUUAAACUUUCUGAGAAAUCUAUUCGGUGCAACGCUAAAUUUUUGUAAUAGAUCCGUAAGUGAUAACGUUUGGUAAAUUAAUUUUGAUUGUAUUAUAAAACAUUAUAUUUUUUUAUUAAAUUUUGGUUUACAAUACACCAACUAAAUUUCAGAUUUUUCAAAUAUUUGUUGCAUAUAAAAAUAGAAAGUAAAAAAAUUUCAAAAAUAUUGGAUAAUGUAAUUCUUCAAUUUUUAUAGACAUGACGAUACUGAGGAGAAUAUGAUUUGAAAUGUUUUGAAAAACCAAUUUUGAAUUAAAAGAUGCUUUGAGUUUUUAAUGUCUUGAAAAAUAUAGAACGUGGAAGUUAUUUGCAGUAUUAUCAUUUAGUGAUUGAAAAGUUUUAUGUUCUUAAAAUUUUAUCAUUACAAUUGUCUUAAACUAUUGAAAUUCGGUAAUUGAAAAUUCAUUUGAAUUAAUACAUGUUGCAUAUACUAUCAUAUUUAGAAAAUAAAUUUAAAUAGUAGUACUAAGUUAAUGUUCUGACGAAAAGAUCAUUAGUAGCUAGCCGUAUAUGUCUAUUCUAUUUCAUUUACUUUUAUUUUAUAACAGGAAAACUAUUUUUUCUGGUUAAUCAUAAAGAUCAAUAUUUUUUGUACAUUAUAUUUCGUAAGUUGUAAGUUUUAUCUUUGAAAAACUGUAAUUAUAAGUUCAAGAGAAAAACACUUUAGAAAUGAUGAAAAAUUAGAAAAUUUGAUAAUAUACGAAUU